Molecule: messenger RNA, 975 nt
Organism: Tigriopus californicus
Lineage: Eukaryota; Metazoa; Arthropoda; Copepoda; Harpacticoida; Harpacticidae
Product: NADH-cytochrome b5 reductase-like
Exons: 1
Coding region: 1-816 (271 amino acids)
Molecular function (GO): oxidoreductase activity
Source: RefSeq, a predicted model, not a curated record
AUGGACCCCAAGCCACCCCCUUCUUCUGCCGAGGAGCCCGUGCCGGACAAGCCGCUAGAUUCGGAUUGUUGUGGGCAAGGCUGCCAACCCUGUGUAUUUGAUAUUUAUGAACAGAACUUGAGGAUCUGGCAAACUCGCCAGAUCCAAGGUGGAAAUAGUGAACUCGCGACUCGGAUGAGCUCCGAUAAUUUCACAUCCUGCUCUCUUGUGUCCAUUGAUGCCCUGACCGACUCGACUUUUUUAUACACGUUCUCACUUCCCCCGGGCCAAUAUUUGCGCUCGAAUCCUGGUCAACAUUUGAUUUUGAACGCUCUCAGCCAUGAUAAACAUUCAGUCUCUCGUCAAUACUCUAUCUAUCAUGUAAAGGAUGACUGCACUGCCUUCUCGGUGAUCAUCAAAUUGUAUUCAGAAGGAGUUGUAUCCCGGAUCAUAUCUCAAUGGUCUUUCGGAAUCCAAUGUCGGUGGCGAGGACCCAUGGGGGAUUUCGUGCACACGCCCCUCAAAUUCUCCAAACUCUUCCUACUUGGCAUGGGAACGGGAAUAGUUCCUCUCCUAUCUGUAAUUCGAUCCAUCUUGAACGACGAAAUGGACGAGACAUUUUUGCAUUUAGUCUGUGGAUUUCGUCAAAUGACGGACGUGUUUCCUUUAGACGAGCUGAAAGUGUUUUCCGCUUUCUGGAACUUCAAGCUAACACUUUGUCUCAGCCGUGACAAAACUGCACCCUCGUUUCGACCCGGCCAGAUCAUCUGCGAUCAAAGGAUCGAUCUGGAUCUGAUCAAGAGCCCCAAGCUAAACCUACCCGAUGAUCUUGUCUGAACCCAAUUUUUGAUCUCCGGCUCGAAAGUUUUUGAACGGGAUCUGGCUCGAGUUUUGACUGAAGCAAACGCGCAGCACAUUCACCGAUUUUAAAACUCAUCCACUUUUGACUUUGCAGAGCUUAGCUAUGGAAUAGAAACCACCCUAAACAGUCUAUAA